Dicentrarchus labrax (European seabass) is the source of this 6353-nucleotide messenger RNA. RefSeq names its product RAS p21 protein activator 3 (gene rasa3). The transcript is spliced from 25 exons. Gene Ontology annotation, biological process: intracellular signal transduction; regulation of GTPase activity; negative regulation of Ras protein signal transduction. The coding region runs from base 225 to 2786 and encodes 853 amino acids. Gene Ontology annotation, molecular function: GTPase activator activity. The record is from RefSeq and is a predicted model, not a curated record. Lineage: Eukaryota; Metazoa; Chordata; Actinopteri; Moronidae.
GCGCCGCUGCUGCUGCUGCUGCUGCUGCGGGACUGAAUCUGUAUCUGCUCGCUUGUUCUCAACCAGUCAGCAGCAGCAGUGGUCGGACCGGAGUAUGAUCGCUGUCCGGAGAGCAUAGAUGUGCAAAACCCCUGGAAUAUCCGUGCGCUGGAGAGGCCAGAACCGACCACCGUGGAGGACUGUCUUUGUCUAGUCGUCAAAAGGGAAAGAGCCACGGGUAAAGCAUGGCGGUAGAAGAGGAAGGUCUCCGGGUUUUCCAGAGCGUUAAAAUAAAAAUAGGAGAAGCAAAAAACAUCCCUCCAUACCCAGGGCCAAACAGGAUGAGGGACUGUUACUGCACUGUCAACCUGGACCAAGAAGAGGUCUUCAGGACCAAGAUCAUCGAGAAGUCACUUUGUCCGUUCUAUGGGGAGGACUUCUAUUGCGAGAUCCCACGUAGCUUCAGACAUCUCUCCUUCUACAUCUUCGACAGGGACGUCUUCAGGAGGGACUCCAGUAUCGGCAAGGUUGCGGUGAAGAAGGAGGACCUGCAGAAAUAUCAUGGCAAAGACACCUGGUUUCAGCUACAGCCUGUCAGUGCUGACUCAGAGGUGCAGGGAAAAGUGCACCUGGAGCUGCGUCUGAGUGAAGUCAUCACAGACAGUGGAGUCAUCAACCAUAAACUAGCCACAAGAGUGUUGGAGUGCCAAGGACUUCCAAUUGUCAACGGCCAAUGUGAUCCCUACGCUGCUGUCUCCCUACUAGGACCUUCAAGGUCGGAAGCCAAGAAGACCAAGGUGAAGCGGAAAACCAACAAUCCACAGUUUGAGGAGGUUUUCUAUUUUGAGGUGACGCGGCCAUUAAGCUACACAAAGCGGCAGUUUGACGUUGAAGAAGAGGAUGUUGACAAGCUGGCCCUGAGGGUGGAUCUGUGGAACGCCAGCAACCUGAAGUUCGGGGACGAGUUCCUGGGAGGUGUGCGUGUUCCUCUCCGGGUCCUGGGUCAGGCAGGGGUCCACGACGCAUGGUACUUUCUCCAGCCCAGGGAGAACGGAGGAAAGUCGGUGAAGGUAGAAGAGCUCGGCUCUCUGCGUCUGAACAUCGUUUACACUGAGGACCACGUCUUCCCCUCUGAACACUACACUCCCCUCAGAGAUCUGCUGCUGCACUCUGCUAACGUAGGGCCUGUGUCAGCGUCCACGGCUCAUAUUCUGGGGGAAGUGUGUCGAGAGAAACAAGAAGCCGCCAUUCCCCUCGUGCGUCUGUUUCUUCACUAUGGCAAGAUUGUGCCUUUCAUCAGCGCCAUCGCUCACGCUGAAGUCAACCGCACACAGGAUCCUAACACCAUUUUCCGGGGAAACUCGCUGACUUCCAAGUGCAUCGAUGAGACCAUGAAGCUGGCAGGAAUGCACUAUCUGCAAGUCACACUCAAACCCAUCAUAGAUGAGAUCUGCACAGAACAUAAACCCUGUGAAAUCGACCCGGUCAAGCUCAAAGAGUCGGAGAACCUGGAGACGAACAGGGAAAACCUUCGUCAUUAUGUAGACCGUAUCUUCAAUGUUAUCACCACCUCUGGCGUUCGCUGUCCAACCGUCAUGUGCGAUAUCUUCUUCUCUUUGAGAGAGUCUGCUGCCACCCGUUUCCAAGUCGACCAAGAUGUCCGUUACACAGCAGUGAGCAGUUUUAUUUUCCUGCGUUUCUUCGCUCCAGCCAUCCUCUCCCCCAACUUGUUCCAUCUACGGCCGCAUCAUCCAGAUCCUGCCACCUCUCGAACCCUCACCCUCAUCUCCAAGACGAUCCAGACCCUGGGAAGUCUCGCCAAGUCUAAAUCUGCCAAUUUCAAAGAGUCUUACAUGGCUGCAUUUUAUGACUACUUCAAUGAGCAGAAAUAUGCGGAUGCUGUGAAGAAUUUCCUGGACCUGAUCUCCACCUCUGGCAAAUGGGAUCAGAAGAGCAUUGAAACACCAAUCAUGCUCAAAGAGGGGAGUGUAAAACUCACAAUAAAGAGGGUUGAUGGGAAGGGGUCAAAAGGCACGAAGGGCAGAUUUAUGAUAAAGAGAGCACAAGGGAGAAACCGUUUUGGAAUGAAGAACUUCAAGAAGAGAUGGUUUCGCCUCACCAACCACGAGUUUACCUACCACAAAACCAAAGGUGAGGGAGCUCUGUGCAGCAUUCCCAUAGAGAACAUUCUGGCUGUAGAGAGGCUUGAGGAGGAGUCUUUCAAGAUGAAAAAUAUGUUCCAGGUUAUUCAGCCGGAGCGGGCACUCUACAUCCAGGCCAACAACUGUGUCGAGGCACGUGACUGGAUCGACAUCCUGACCAAAGUCAGCCAGUGCAACCGCAAACGUUUAAGCACCUACCAUCCUUCAGCCUACCUCAACGGCCACUGGCUCUGCUGCAAGCUCUCAGCAGACACAGCCCCUGGGUGUACGCCCUGCACUGGCGGCCUGCCAGCAAACAUCCAGCUGGAUGUAGAUGGAGACCGAGAGACUGAGAGGAUUUAUUCCCUGUUCAGCACAUACAUGACCAAACUGAUCAAGAUGCAAGAGGCCUGUGGCAGUAAGUCUGUGUAUGACGGCCCUGAACAAGAGGAGUACUCUAGCUUUGUCAUCGAUGACCCCCAGGAGACUUACAAAACCUUGAAACUGAUUGUUUCAGCCGUGCAGACCUUGGAGCAGCAGCACACCAAGUACAAACGUGACAAGUUCAAGAAGACAAAGAUAGGCAGCCAGGAGCAUCCGAUCGGAGACAAGAGUUUUCAGUGCUACAUCCGCCAGCAGUCUGAGAGCUCCACCUACUCCAUCUAGCCAAGGCCCUGCGUACUGUUUCUAUGAUGCCCAGAACCAGCAUUUUUUUUUUACUGCAAAGAAAUCCAUCUUAUCAGUGCUCUGAGUCUGGGGUUGAGUUUUAAAUCUUUACUUUUCCUUAAAAGGAAUAUUUGACUUUUUAAAAUACAUUUCUGGAAGCAGGUGAUGCUGUUUUUCACCUGACUGACUUGUUCAGUUUUAAGGAAAAUAAGAGUUUUAAGGGUCAAUACCAGACUGAAUGUGUGUGUGGAGAUGGCCAUUUUUUGCAGUGUGUCAAGGUGCAUCACUCCAAAGUUUGGAGAACAGACCUCAGACCUCAGCAAGAAUAAAAGAGGAACAAUUGUGGAGGAAAGGAAGGAUAUGAAUGAAGACAUAAUCGCACCAUGCAUCUAUUGGGGUCUCCUUUCUGUGAUAUGAUGAGAGAACAAACAAACGUUUUCACUGGACAGUUUUGACAGUGACCAACACGCACUUUAAUCGCCUCCAAAUCUAUGGAUGAACAAGCCUCGCAGCACACUUUCAAAAAAGCUUAUUUUAUCUGUUUGAUUUGUAUUUGGUUAUUUUAAUGGUUGUUGAAAUGAUCCAUUGUAUUUCAUUCGAAAAGGAAGGAAGGAGUGUAAUUUUCCCGUCUUUGGGUGGUGUUGUCCCCAUGUACCUGUUCUUUUUUUAGUUUUUAUCCCCAACCUCCUCAGGAAGGCUGUGAAGGUCAAGGGCACACAUAAAGGGAUUGUCGGGACCAAGCACAGCCAAGAGCAGCUUGACGUUAGCUAUCACAGACAAUUUUAUCCCUCAUUUUUAAUCCUUAUCAUCAAUGUGCUAACAGAUGUAUAGGUUUAAGUUUUCAUGUUACAUUUAAAGCCUUGUUCUGUUGCGGUUGGAUAUCGUGGUCCUGUGUAACCAGUAACUGGGUUAAAGGAAUAGCUUGUUUUUCUUUCUUUUAUUCUUCUUACACUGAGUCAGACAAACUUCAUGGAUGCCUUUUUUGUAUUUUUGUUCGCUGUUUGAAGGUAUAUUGAGCAGUUUACUUAAGUAAGACAAAAUACACUUAAUGGCAGAUUAGUUGAACAAAUAAAUUAGUUUAUGUCCAACUUCAAAACCAGUUUCUGUAGAUAUCAGUGCCAGAUUUCCCCGGAAGAACAAAUGUAUUCAGUAAAAUGUAUUGUGUAAUCACAAUAUACACUCAUUGACCACUUUAUUAGGUGCACCAGUACAAUCUAUUGCACAUCUAUACAACAGCUCUGCCAUAAAUUCUACAUUCACAAAGUUUAUAUUAUUCUGUUUUUGGUGACAUUGUCGGAAACCUGUAAAUUCUAAUAUAUGUUUAUAUUUAGGUCGUAAUUAAAGGUGCAGUUGUACUGGACUGCAUUAUAUUGAGAGGAAUUUCUAGUUUUGUUGGCCUAUUUACAUAUGAGAGGGGUUCAGAAUAUUAGAAAUAGCUCUGAAUAUAAAGCAGUCCAGUACAACACCACCGAUAACUAUGACAUCAAUGCUUUAAUUACCACUUCACUGACAGUGUCCAAAAAACUGAACAUUAAAGGCACCAUAAAAGGAGACUUUAUGACAGAACAGUUGUAUUGGAUUGCAUUAGAUUUUACAGGUGAACCUAAUAAAGCAGCCCCUGUUGGUCUGUAAUUCCUGGAAAUAUUAGUAUUAGUAAUUCCUAGAAAAGUAGCUUAAUUUAACUGUUGCAGGUUCCUAUGCAAUGUAUAUUGCCUCUUUUAACAAGUUGCUUGUGCUAGGCUAAGAUCGCCAUUCAACAUACCCUCAAACUGAAAGCAGCCAUAACAAAAGCAUAUGUUUGUUUCACUCUGUGCAAGUGGAAAAAGUAGUUACAGCCAAACGAUCCCUUCAACUAUCACAAAGCAGAAACUAUGUGUUAGCACAGCUCAUUAACAAGGAUAGUUUUAGCUUAUCUUCUAAUUAAUCAAUAUACUAACAUUUUAACCAGUCUCGUCUUCAAGUUAUGAUUGUGAAUGGGUAGUGUGUUACUGGUUGUGUUGCCCUGUUGGCUGCCUAAUAAUGUAGAUCUCCUGUUUUUGUGAGUUCAGCUCUGUCUUACUUUGGCAAAGCUGCACCCCUGUAGUUUAAAACUUAUUUAUGUGCAUUCCUCUGAGAAACUGCCUGCUGUGAAUCUUACCCAUCAGCACCCCAGAAUCUGUUGAAGGUACAAGGUUGAGUGUUGUUAACCAGUUGUGUUGUUCCAUGCUUCCCAAAGGCAACCACUCAUUAGCGUUCAUAUUCAUCAGCACUCAUUAUCGCCAAACCAGUGUAUGUGAAGUAUAGUUGUAGUCACAGCGACGGUAGCCUCCACAGUCACUUCUGCGCAACCAGGUGACUACAAACGGGAAAUUUUUUGUAUUUUCCAAAACUGAGUACCUAGUUAUGUAGCCUCAUGGGUGUUCCCGUGAUCACAGGAUCCCAAACAGUGCCAGUCAUUACUUUUAUAAAAUUCUCUUUUUUGAAAAACAAACAAAAAAAAAAAUCAUUGUUUGGAUAUGUUUUUUUUUAUAUAUAUAUAUAUAUCUCAAAACCUAUACUGUUUUAAAAACAGACAAGCAAUUAUUCCGAUGACAUCUUUUUCUUUGUUGAAUAUGUUGAUCUACGAACUGUAAGGAAGGUUCGCAACUGUUUGACUCUGUUUUCUAUCUUUGUCUUGUCAUACAGAAAUCUCGCUGUGUAUCUGAAUUGAAUGACUGAAGUGUGUGUGUUUUGUGCGUGUUUUUGAGUGUAGUAUGUGCAUGAGUGACUGACAUGACGGGUUGUAUUGCCAAUUGAAUUAACCCAGUGUUACAGGUCAAGAAAGGCAGAGUCCCACUUGUUAAAAAAAGAGAAAAUCACUGCCUGUAAUAUAAAGACUUUAGUAGGACUAUGGAAACACUGUUUUGCUCUACUCUGGCCUGAUCUAGUGUAUCUCCUCUUCCCUCUUGUAUAGAACCACUGUUCCAUUUCGAGGAACCUUUGCCAAUAUAUUCUCCCCAAACAUUUUAUGUAUAUAACAACACUGAUGAAACAUUAAGAGAACAGCAUUGCUUUAACCUCUGAACUUUAGUGAGUGUUUGUUUCCACCAGUUACUAACUCUCCUCAGGUUUAUUGAAACUCAGCAGUUUCCGACAAGACUCGGACUGAAUUACAAACCACCAAACAUCUCUCUCUCUCAUCCCUAACUUGGUAACCAUAUUUAUUGUCAUUUUCAGUAAAAACUUCCCAGAAACAUCAGCUGAGUUGGUGUGGUAAUGGCAGUUACAGUAAUGUCAACUCCUCCACCCCGAAGUCCACUAAGGAAUGACUUAUGCAAUAAUGGUGUUUCAGCAUGCAAUAAUAUUAACAAUCCCUCAAUAAGAUUAUCAAAUUAUCACAAAUUAACUACGCACAUCUGCUGACCUUUUGCAGUAAAAUGCCUCUCAAGAUAAACACAUAUUAUAAAGGGAGAACAGUGUAUUUUGUACAAAUAUUUUAAAAGUAUUAAAAAAAAAGCCUGUUAUCUGUGUGCAUAACAGUUGAAUGAAUGGUGAAAAUGUGAUGUUUUUUUUCCCUGAAUAACUAAAUGAAACCAAUAUUAAUGCAAA